This is a messenger RNA of Didymosphaeria variabile, 1128 nucleotides long. RefSeq names its product heme peroxidase (gene CCP1). Bases 1 to 1128 code for a protein of 375 amino acids. Gene Ontology annotation, molecular function: heme binding; peroxidase activity. Gene Ontology annotation, biological process: cellular response to oxidative stress; response to reactive oxygen species; hydrogen peroxide catabolic process. The transcript has 2 exons. The record is from RefSeq and is a predicted model, not a curated record. NCBI's taxonomy places the organism in Eukaryota, Fungi, Ascomycota, Dothideomycetes, Pleosporales, Didymosphaeriaceae.
AUGGCAUCCGCUUCGCGAAGCUUCACCCGCGCUCUGCGCACCGCCGCGCCCACCUUCCGCACCACCUCGACGCGCUCUGCCCGCUUCGUUGCGCCUCAGCAAGCUUUCCGUCAGCAGCACCAGCGCCGCGGCUAUGCUUCCGAGGAAUCGGCAAAGGACAAAUACGAGGGCAAUCCCAAUGGCAUGCUCUACGGUGCCGGUGCUCUCGCCGCCGCCGCCGCAGGUUAUGGCAUCUACCUCAUGAACCCUGAGCUAUUCGGCCAGUCGAAGAAGACUCCUGCUAUCAUUUCCCCGAAAUUCGAGGACUACCAGAAUGUGUACAACGCGAUUGCAAAGAGGCUGGAGGAGCACGACGACUACGAUGAUGGCAGCUAUGGCCCGGUUGUCCUCCGUCUGGCAUGGCACGCCUCUGGAACCUACGACAAAGAAACUGGCACCGGCGGCUCCAACGGCGCGACCAUGCGCUUCGCCCCUGAAGGCGACCACGGCGCCAACGCCGGCCUCAAGGCUGCUCGCGACUUUUUGCAGCCUGUAAAGGAGCAGUUCCCCUGGAUCACCUACUCCGACCUGUGGAUCCUCGCCGGCGUCGCCGCAAUCCAAGAAAUGCAGGGGCCUAAGAUUCCCUACCGGCCCGGUCGCGCUGACCGCGAUGUUUCCUUCUGCACGCCCGACGGCCGUCUUCCCGAUGCUUCCCAGGGUGCUUCCCACAUCCGCGCCAUCUUCGGACGCAUGGGUUUUGGGGAUAAGGAGAUGGUUGCCCUGUCUGGCGCACACGCUCUUGGCCGCUGCCACACCGACCGAUCUGGUUUCGAUGGACCAUGGACCUUCUCUCCUACCACUUUGACGAAUGACUACUACAAGUUGCUGCUCGAGGAGAAGUGGAGCUGGAAGAAGUGGAACGGCCCGAAGCAGUUUGAGGAUGUGAAGACGAAGAGUCUGAUGAUGCUGCCGACCGACAUGGAGCUUAUCAAGGACAAGUCAUUCCGCUCGUACACUGAGAAGUAUGCGAGGGAUAACGACGCUUUCUUCAAGGACUUUUCUGAAGCUGUGACCACCCUGUUCGAGCUCGGUGUGCCGUUCACACAGAGCGAGGACCAGAGGUGGGUGUUCAAGAGCUCAUUCGAUUAA